Eublepharis macularius is the source of this 2557-nucleotide messenger RNA. RefSeq names its product adaptor related protein complex 1 subunit mu 2 (gene AP1M2). The coding region runs from base 100 to 1371 and encodes 423 amino acids. Gene Ontology annotation, molecular function: clathrin-cargo adaptor activity. Gene Ontology annotation, biological process: intracellular protein transport; vesicle-mediated transport. The record is from RefSeq and is a predicted model, not a curated record. Gene Ontology annotation, cellular component: clathrin adaptor complex; clathrin-coated vesicle. Lineage: Eukaryota; Metazoa; Chordata; Lepidosauria; Squamata; Eublepharidae. The transcript is spliced from 12 exons.
GCAGCUCCGGCACCUGGCUCAGGUGACGGGCGGGCGGCGGCGGGAGGAAGGCGGGGGCAGCGGCAGAGGAAGCGGCCCCGAGGAGGAAGCGGCGCCAGCAUGUCCGCCUCGGCAGUCUUCAUCCUUGACCUGAAAGGCAAGCCACUGAUCAGUCGCAAUUACAAGGGAGAUGUGAACAUGUCGGAGAUCGAUCAUUUCAUGCCGCUGCUGAUGCAGAAGGAGGAAGAAUGUGCCCUGACGCCCCUCCUGUCCCGUGGGAAGGUCCAUUUUCUCUGGAUCAAGCACAGCAACCUCUACUUGGUGGCCCUCACUGCGAAGAAUGCCAAUGCCUCCCUGGUGUAUUCUUUUCUCUACAAAGUGGUAGAGGUCUUUUCUGAAUAUUUCAAAGAGUUGGAGGAAGAGAGCAUUCGUGACAACUUUGUCAUUGUGUAUGAACUACUAGAUGAGCUGAUGGAUUUUGGGUUUCCCCAGACUACAGACAGUAAAAUACUGCAAGAAUACAUCACUCAGCAGGGCAACAAGCUGGAGACGGGCAAAUCCCGUGUCCCGUCCACUGUCACCAAUGCAGUUUCAUGGAGAUCGGAGGGCAUCAAAUACAAGAAGAACGAGGUCUUCAUCGAUGUCAUUGAAUCAGUCAAUCUGCUGGUCAAUGUCAAUGGGAGCGUCCUGCUGAGUGAGGUCGUGGGCUCCGUCAAGCUGAAGGUGUUCCUCUCGGGCAUGCCAGAACUGCGCUUGGGCCUCAACGAUCGGGUGCUCUUUGAACUCACGGGACGUGGAAAAAAUAAAUCUGUGGAGUUGGAGGAUGUCAAGUUCCACCAGUGUGUGCGACUCUCACGUUUUGACAAUGACCGCACUAUCUCCUUCAUCCCACCAGAUGGAGAUUUUGAGCUUAUGUCCUACAGGCUGAACACGCAGGUGAAGCCUCUCAUCUGGAUUGAGUCAGUUAUUGAGAAGUUCUCUCACAGCCGAGUAGAGAUUAUGGUUAAGGCAAAGGGCCAGUUCAAAAAGCAGUCGGUGGCUAAUGGUGUCGAGAUAGCUGUACCAGUCCCGAGCGAUGCGGAUUCCCCCAAGUUCAAGACCAGCAUCGGCAGUGCGAAAUACCUGCCGGAGAAGAACGUUGUCAUCUGGAGUAUCAAGUCCUUCCCAGGUGGUAAGGAAUAUUUGAUGCGAGCCCACUUUGGCCUACCCAGUGUUGAAAACGAGGAGCUGGAGGGUCGUCCACCCAUCUCCGUCCGGUUUGAGAUCCCUUACUUCACAGUCUCUGGGAUUCAGGUGCGGUACAUGAAGAUCAUAGAGAAGAGUGGGUAUCAGGCUCUGCCUUGGGUCCGCUAUAUCACCCAGAGUGGGGAUUAUCAACUCCGGACACAUUAGCCUUGACGUCUUACAGACUUGGACAGCUCAAAAAUUGGAUGCCUAGAGAACUUUAUGAUCUGCAGAUGCCUCCUGUAAAGCACACUGUGUGUGUGUUCUUCUAAAAUGUUAUCCUGUUCUUUUCUUAGCCUAUCAGCAAUUUAACUAGGUAGCAGUUUUUUGACUACUCUGCCUGAAGGGAAAACGAGGGCCCUGUUCUUCUUGAGGCGCUACUUCUCUGCCUGAACUGGAAUUGCUUCUGGUGAAAUAUCAGCACACUCUGCCUUGCCAAGGCUCUCUGGUGGAAAACUUCCUGGAACAUCUGUCCUCUGGAGGAUAUCAUAGAAUAAGGACAGACACAACUCCCUCAGCUGUGCUCUUUUGUUCUGAAGGUUUGAUCUGGCAGCCCAGCUAAAAGGGGAUCAGUUCUGCCCUCCCUUGGAGGUGGUGAAUAGGAGAGAAUUUAGCCCAGUGGAAGCUGGAACCAGUUUCCCAUGAUUGUAUGGAAUCCUUUUUUGGUGCAGGGUGAACGAGAGAUGGGGACGGCACAAAGAACUGUGCCUAGAAGUCUGUACCGUCAGUUCAUGCAUGGAUUUUCUGGGAAAUUAUUCCUGGUUUUUCUCCACUUCUGUACAAUGUGAACAGAAACUGCCUACUUAUGAGAUAAUUGUGAAGAAGAGUGAGACAGGUUACUACUUUUUCCUUCUCUUUAUAUCGUGAUAAAUUAUAAAUGCAAGUGAAAUCAAUAAAUUGUAAUAGGGUCAUAUACAUCACUGUACACAUCAGUUCUUUUGUUCUGCUGUGCUCUCUCCAAUCACCUGAGCUCUGCUGCACAAUAGACUACAAAUGUUGUUGGUUAUUCUAGCAGCUGUGUUGGCCGUUUCCCACAAAUCAAGCACUCCUUUGGUCACUGUGAGUCAGCUUGACAGAUGUCCGUAAACCCAAGGCUGUUUACUGAAUUUUUACUUUGUGUGCCAUCAAGUUGCAGCCAACUUAAUGGCACUCCUGUAGAGUUUUCAAGGCAAGAGGCGUUCAGAGGUGGUUUGGCAUUGCCUGCCCCUUGGCCUUUCUUGGUGGUGUCCCAUCCAAAUACUGACCAGGGCUGACCCUGCUUAGCUUCUGAGAGCUCACAAAAUUAGGUCUGGACCAGGUCCCGGCUGUCUUCUUACGAUAUGUUAUGUCAAAAUAAUAAAACAUAUUAAAUUUG